UCAAGAAGUUAGCUGCCGUCUAAAGAUGUUUCUGAAGAAUUGCUCAGAAUAUUCUAUUCUUGCUCUUAUUCCCCUGGCUGUAUGGAGUAUUGCGGUGAAUAUCCUGCUGUACUUUCCUAAUGGGGAUAACACUUAUGCUGCCAACAAUCAGCUGACCAAUUAUGUCUGGUAUUUCCAAGGGAUCUGUUUUGCGGGCAUUAUGAUGAUCAUUUUAUCCACUGUCCUCCUGCUGGUGGAUUUCUAUAAAUGCAGCUCAGCCUGCUGUGCUGGAAAACACCUGUAUCAGAUACAUUGCUCUAGACUGGGGUCUGCACUGUUUGCUCUGCUGGGAGUGUUGUUUUCUGGAUAUUCCCUGAUUAUCUCCUCCCUGGGAUUGUCUCAAGGCCCAUACUGCAGGACGGAGACUGGAUGGAGUUACCCCUUUACCAACACAAAUGGAGGGUAUCUUGUGCAGUCUUCCUCCUGGUCUCAGUGUCUAGAACCAGGCAAUGUUGUGGAGUGGAACAUCAUUUUAUUCUCCAUUUUAAUUGCCCUUAGUGCCCUUCAAGUGAUAAUUUGCCUCUGUAAAGUCAUAUAUGAUCUUGUAAAGGUACUGUGUGGGACACACAAGAUUUUAGCGCAGCCGGAUCACAUAUGAUACAAUGCAAAGAAAAUACAUAUACUUGGAAGAUUUGCAUUAGAUUUAAUAGAAAGUAUGAAGUCAGCAAUACCCAGACUCCUAUGUGCUUAACUGGACCAAAUGGACUUCAUCCUAAAUAAUAAGCAAAGAAAUAAAGUGUUACUGCCAGUGUCCUUGAGUGGUGCUAUAUUUGCUCCCUCUAGUGGUUACUUCUGUUUAUUGCACAUUCUUGUCAUUGAGGUUUUUUUUUUAUUGUUA
Molecule: messenger RNA, 877 nt
Organism: Bufo bufo (common toad)
Lineage: Eukaryota; Metazoa; Chordata; Amphibia; Anura; Bufonidae
Gene: TM4SF18
Product: transmembrane 4 L six family member 18
Exons: 5
Coding region: 26-637 (203 amino acids)
Cellular component (GO): membrane
Source: RefSeq, a predicted model, not a curated record